Lactuca sativa (garden lettuce) is the source of this 3520-nucleotide messenger RNA. It is a transcript of the gene GLDP1, whose product is annotated as glycine decarboxylase P-protein 1. NCBI's taxonomy places the organism in Eukaryota, Viridiplantae, Streptophyta, Magnoliopsida, Asterales, Asteraceae. Gene Ontology annotation, cellular component: mitochondrion; glycine cleavage complex; chloroplast envelope. Gene Ontology annotation, biological process: glycine decarboxylation via glycine cleavage system. Gene Ontology annotation, molecular function: glycine dehydrogenase (decarboxylating) activity; pyridoxal phosphate binding; glycine binding. The record is from RefSeq and is a predicted model, not a curated record.
UGUAUUCCAGUGAACCCCUUUAUCACCACCACCCCGACUCCCCCCACCAUGAAUCAACAAGAAAAGAAACCAAGAAGAACAGAGCAUUGAAGCUCUUUCUUUCUUUUUUUCUUUCUUUCUUUCUUUCUUUCUUUCAUCGACUUGAAUAUUCUUGAUUACAGCUUGAAUCAUUCAAGUUCGAUAGUAUCCAUCACACACAAUGGAGCGUGCACGCAGGCUAGCAAACAAAGCCAUCCUCGGGCGCCUGGUUUCACAAACCAAACAAAACCCAUCAUCCCCUGCGCUCUAUUCGCCUUCAAGGUAUGUCUCCUCUUUGACUCCAUACGUAUGUAGUGGUAGUGGCAGAAACGUUAGAUCAGAAAGAACCAUCAAUGGGUUCGGUUCGCAUACGCAAUCGCAAGUUCGAUCUAUAUCAGUAGAUGCAUUAAAACCAAGUGACACCUUCCCACGCCGCCAUAACUCCGCCACCCCAGAUGAACAAACCAAAAUGGCCGAAUUUGUCGGUUUUCCAAAUCUCGAUUCCCUCAUUGACGCCACUGUACCCAAAUCAAUCCGUCUUGAAUCAAUGAAAUUCCCUAAGUUCGAUGAAGGCUUAACCGAAUCCCAAAUGAUCGCACACAUGCAAGAUUUAGCUUCCAAGAAUAAGAUCUACAAGUCCUUCAUCGGUAUGGGAUACUACAACACAUCUGUUCCUCCAGUCAUUCUAAGAAACAUCAUGGAAAACCCUGGUUGGUAUACACAGUACACUCCAUAUCAGGCGGAAAUCGCACAGGGACGUUUAGAAUCCCUGCUCAAUUUCCAGACCAUGAUCACCGAUCUCACUGGUUUACCCAUGUCAAACGCUUCCCUACUCGAUGAAGGAACUGCGGCUGCUGAAGCUAUGGCGAUGUGUAACAACAUCCAAAAGGGUAAAAAGAAAACCUUUAUCAUCGCAAGUAACUGCCACCCACAAACAAUCGAUAUCUGUAAAACUAGAGCAGAUGGGUUUGAUCUAAAAGUCGUCACUUCUGAUCUCAAGGAUUUCGAUUACUCAUCUGGUGAUGUGUGUGGAGUUCUUGUUCAGUAUCCAGGGACCGAAGGUGAGUUGUUGGACUAUGGUGAGUUCAUCAAGAACGCACAUGCAAAUGGUGUGAAAGUUGUCAUGGCUACUGAUUUGUUAGCUCUGACUGUGUUAAAACCUCCUGGUGAGUUUGGAGCCGAUAUUGUUGUGGGUUCUGCUCAAAGAUUCGGUGUCCCAAUGGGUUAUGGAGGUCCACACGCAGCCUUUUUAGCAACUUCCCAGGAAUAUAAAAGAAUGAUGCCCGGAAGAAUCAUCGGUGUCAGUGUGGAUUCUUCCGGAAAGCCGGCUUUACGUAUGGCCAUGCAGACAAGAGAACAGCAUAUUAGAAGAGACAAAGCAACCAGCAACAUCUGCACAGCUCAGGCAUUGCUUGCAAACAUGGCUGCUAUGUUUGGCAUCUACCAUGGACCAGAAGGGUUAAAGACCAUUGCACAAAGAGUUCAUGGUCUUGCUGCAACUUUUGCUGCUGGGUUGAAGAAGCUUGAAACAGUUCAAGUUCAAGAACUUCCCUUUUUUGACACUGUGAAGAUAACAUGUGCUGAUUCCAGUGUAAUAGCUGAAGAAGCUGAUAAACAUCAGAUAAAUCUUCGUAUUGUUGACAAAAACACUAUCACUGUCUCUUUUGAUGAGACAACAACGAUUGAAGAUGUUGAUAAUCUGUUCAAAGUUUUCGCCUUGGGAAAACCCGUGACAUUCAGUGCCACGUCACUUGCACCAGAGGUUCAGGAUGUUAUCCCUUCCGGACUUGUCAGGGAGACUCCAUAUUUGACUCAUUCGAUUUUCAACACUUACCAUACGGAGCAUGAGCUGCUAAGAUACAUUAGUAAGCUGCAGUCAAAGGAUCUGUCAUUAUGCCACAGUAUGAUUCCUCUGGGAUCUUGCACCAUGAAGCUUAAUGCAACUACAGAGAUGAUGCCUGUGACAUGGCCAGCCUUUGCAGAUAUGCAUCCUUUUGCUCCUACCCAACAGGCACAGGGGUAUCAGGAAAUGUUCAAGAAUUUGGGUGACAUGUUGUGUACCAUAACCGGAUUUGACUCUUUCUCUUUGCAACCAAAUGCUGGAGCUGCUGGAGAAUAUGCUGGGCUGAUGGUUAUCCGGGCUUAUCAUAUGGCGAGAGGAGAUCAUCAUCGUAAUGUGUGUAUCAUCCCUGUGUCUGCACAUGGAACAAAUCCUGCAAGUGCUGCUAUGUGUGGAAUGAAAAUUAUUACUGUGGGAACUGACUCCAAAGGUAAUAUCAAUAUUGAAGAGGUACGCAAGGCUGCUGAGGCAAACAAGGAGUAUCUAUCUGCUCUUAUGGUUACCUAUCCUUCUACUCAUGGAGUCUAUGAGGAGGGUAUUGAUGAGAUUUGCAAGAUUAUUCAUGACAAUGGAGGUCAAGUUUACAUGGAUGGAGCUAACAUGAAUGCACAGGUUGGAUUAACAAGUCCAGGGUGGAUUGGUGCUGAUGUUUGUCAUCUAAACCUUCACAAGACAUUUUGCAUUCCACAUGGUGGUGGUGGGCCCGGAAUGGGCCCAAUUGGUGUGAAGAAACACUUGGCACCCUACUUGCCUUCACACCCUGUGGUUGCAACUGGAGGCAUACCUGCCCCUGAGCACAGUAAGCCACUUGGCACGAUUUCAGCAGCACCUUGGGGUUCAGCACUUAUCUUGCCUAUAUCAUAUACAUACAUUGCCAUGAUGGGAUCUCAAGGACUUACAGAUGCAUCCAAGAUAGCUAUCUUGAAUGCAAACUAUAUGGCAAAACGUCUUGAGAGUCACUAUCCCAUUCUUUUCCGUGGUGUGAAUGGAACAGUUGCCCAUGAGUUCAUCGUUGAUUUGAGACCCUUGAAAACAAGUGCUGGAAUAGAGCCAGAAGAUGUUGCAAAACGUCUGAUUGAUUACGGGUUUCAUGGCCCAACAAUGUCAUGGCCCGUUCCAGGAACACUCAUGAUUGAACCUACUGAAAGUGAAAGCAAGGCUGAGUUGGACAGGUUUUGUGAUGCUUUGAUCUCCAUUAGACAAGAAAUAGCAGAAAUUGAGAAAGGAACAGUGGACAUCAACAACAAUGUCAUCAAGGGAGCACCUCAUCCACCACAACUACUCAUGGCUGAUAAGUGGACAAAACCAUACUCCAGAGAAUAUGCAGCUUACCCUGCACCAUGGCUUCGUGCUGCUAAGUUCUGGCCUACUACAUGCCGUGUGGACAAUGUGUAUGGUGAUCGGAACCUGAUCUGCACCCUUCAGCCACCACAGGAGUAUGAAGAGAAAGCUGAAGCUACUGCUUAAGAAAUAAGAAGAUAUACACGUGAAUGAUGUGAUGUGGUUUUAAGGUUCUUUUUCAGCUUUAUACUUAAAUCUGUUCUUGUAUAUACCUGUUUCGUAUUUGUAAGCCGUAUAUGGCUGCUGCUGGCUUUUUAUGGUAUUAUUCAUGUAAAAUCAUGGUGACCAGCUGCUCUUAAUUAUAGCAAUUCCUUCUCAUCA